AUGGCAUCUACAGCAGCAGGACUAUGUAGCCCGAUCCAGCUCUCCACCAGGUUCACCCGGCCGAACCCGUCGGCCGCGUCCCUCAAGUCACUCAGCUCGAACCAGGCCCUGUUCGGGCUGAAAUCCAGAGGAGCUGGAGCGGGGAGGAGGAUGGCGGCGAUGGCAUACAAGGUGACCCUCAAGACCCCGGAGGGAGAAAUCAGCUUCGACUGCCCCAGCGACGAGUACAUCCUCGACGUCGCCGAGGAGGCCGGCCACGACCUGCCGUACUCCUGCAGGGCCGGCUCCUGCUCCUCCUGCGCCGGGAAGGUCGUCAGCGGGGAGGUGGACCAGUCCGACCAGAGCUUCCUCGACGACGAACAGAUAGAGGAAGGGUGGGUUCUCACCUGCGUGGCUUACGCGACCUCCGACGUCGUCAUCGAGACCCACAAGGAGGAAGAGCUCGUCGGCUGA
Linum tenue is the source of this 453-nucleotide messenger RNA. The record is from the annotation of a GenBank genome assembly. NCBI's taxonomy places the organism in Eukaryota, Viridiplantae, Streptophyta, Magnoliopsida, Malpighiales, Linaceae.